UCUUUUCUCCGGCAUCAUGAGUCCAGCACAAUGGGAUCUUCCUCCAGAGCUGUGCUGCAGACCCAUGGCUUUUGUGGCUCUGACAGGCUUGGAUGUGGUUUAUAAUGCCAUCCACAGAGCCAUAUGGGAUGCUUUUUGUGCCAACCGGCGGGCAGACAGAGUGCCCAUCUCUUUCAAAGUUCUACCAGGAGACCAUGAGUAUCCAAAGUGCAGAACCAAGAGAACAUCCUAUGAGUGGUACAUUCCUAAAGGGAUUCUGAAGACGGGCUGGAUGAACAAGCAUCUCAAUCUGGUGCCUGCUCUGGUGGUGCUGUUUUAUGAGCUGGACUGGGAUGAUCCACAGUGGAAGGAAAAACAGUCUGAAUGUGCUACCAAAGUGGAGAUUGUCAGAACAAGUUUACAAGGAAGGAACACAAAGGUCGCUGUUGUUUUGAUUCAGAAGAAAACCCCUCUCCCACCAGGUGAAGAUCUGGUGGCUUCUGAAAGGGCUUCUGCUCUGUGUGGAGCCUGUGAUCUGUCUGGAAAAUCCCUGUUUGUUCUGCCCCACACUGACCACCUGGUGGGAUACAUCAUCAGGCUGGAGAAUGCAUUCUACGAACAUGCUCAAACCUACUAUUAUAAUGAGAUCCGAAGAGUGAAAUCCCACAAGGAGUUUCUCAACAAAACGACACACCAGUUGCUGUUUGUGAGGCACCAGUUUAAGAUGGGUUUCUUCAGUGAACUAAAGCAGGACACUCAGAACGCCCUCAAGUAUUACAGGACUGCAUAUAGUCUCGUUCACGAACUCCGAGCUCACGAAACCAACGUGCUUGAGAUCAAAACCAUGGCCGGAUUCAUCAACUACAAGAUCUGCAGGCUCUGCUUUCAGCACAACACUCCGCUGGAUGCCAUCGCUCAGUUCCGCAAGCACAUCGACCUGUGUAAGAAGAAGAUUGGCAGCGCCGAGCUGGCGUUUGAACACACCGCCUGGAUGUCCAAACAGUUCCAGUCGUUUGGUGAUCUGUUCGAUGAGGCCAUUAAACUGGGUCUCACCGCCAUCCAGACCCAGAACCCAGGCUUCUACUAUCAGCAGGCGGCUUAUUAUGCACAGGAGCGCAAGCAGCAAGCCGGACAGCUCUGUAGUCAUGAGCCAGGAGUGGGCUAUCCUGCACCCGACCCAUUAGAGACCACUUCUGGAGCUCUAGACUUCUACGGACAGAGACCUUGGAGACAGGGACAUCAGAGUAUUGAUCCCCCUGACUCUGAGAAGGAGAAACAGGGCAUCCUCGCUCUUCAAGUCAAAGAGAAAGACGUGCUUCAUUCGGAGCUGAUCAUUGCUCUCCUCAGCAAUGCUGUGGCACAGUUUAAGAAGUACAAAUGUCCACGAAUGAAGAGUCAUCUCAUGGUUCAAAUGGGAGAGGAGUAUUAUCAUGCAAAAGACUACACCAAAGCAUUAAAGCUGUUGGAUUAUGUGAUGUGCGAUUACCGUACGGAGCGCUGGUGGUCUCUGUUGACUUCUAUCCUGUGCACGGCUCUUAAGUGCUCAUACCUCAUGGGACAAGUCAAAGACUACAUCAUCUACUCCAUGGAGCUUGUGGGCAGAGCCUCUGUCCUCUCUGAAGAUCAGAAAUCCAGGAUUGAGAAGAAUCUGAUUAAAGUGCUCAUGAAUGAAGUCCCUGAGCCUGAACCCGACUGUGAUCCGGUCUCUGUAAAGGCGGCCCAAUCUCUGUGGAGUGACCGUGUCUCUCUGGCUGGCAAUAAUGAGUUCACCAUUGAUGUCCAGGACUAUGUGCCCUUUGUUCAGUGCAAAGCCAAGUUCCUGUCCCCCAGUUUCCACAUCGAUGAGCCUGUCCAGCUGCAUGUCUACGUGAGAGCCGACUGUCCACAUCCGGUGCGCUUCUCAAAGCUGUGCGUCAGCCUCAGCAACCAGGAGUAUAACCAGUACUGUUUGCUUGAAGACGCUUAUAAAGGCAAGGAUAUUCUAGAACCUUCCUCCCAGGAAAACAUGUGUCUCGUCCCUGGCAAAACCCGCAAGUACUGCUUCAACUUUGUAGCCAAAACAGAAGAUGUUGGAAAGAAAAUUGAGAUCACCAGUGUGGGACUCAUGUUAGGUCGAGAAACGGGCCGUUACGUCUAUCUGAACUGGCGGGGCGGUUGGGGAGAUGCGGCCUCUUCCCAUGAGACUUUGCAAGCUUCCCGCUCUUUUAAGAGGAGGACACGCCUCCCUGAGCAGCAUGUGGACUGGGACACAGUGUCUAUACAGUCUAGUACUAUGAUUAUCUCUAGAGUGCCCAAAAUCUCUGUACAGCUGACUCAUGAGCCUCCAGCGCUGACCAAUGAGAUGUUCUGUAUGACUGUUACCAUCAAAUCAGAAGAAGACACUGUGGCCAAAGACAUCAAACUCACUGCAGGCCUCAAACCAGGCCAGGAUGCCAAUCUCACACAGUCCACCCAAAUCACACUAAACGGCUCCGAGGUGUGUGACGAUUCUCAUCCCGCCCUGCUUCCUGACAUUCCCCUCGGAGAUCUGCAACCUGGCCAGAAGAUUGUGAAGCCUCUGUAUAUCCGCUGCGUGAGCACUGGAUCCAGAAUAUUACUGUUUCAUGUAGCCUAUUCAGUGAGCGCCACGGUCGAGGGCAAGGACAUUACUUGCAAGUGUCACAAAGAUGAAACUGUUACUGUCGAAACGGUUGUUCCCUUUGAAGUGGCUAUGAAGUUUGUGUCCAGUAAGUUUGAGCAUUUGGAGCGCGUGUAUGUGGAUAUCCCAUUCUUGCUGAUGAUGGAUAUUUUGAGUGCGUCUCCCUGGCCAAUCCAGCUGGUGGAAAGUGAAGUCCAGCUGGCCUCCAGUAUGACCGCCAUUGAUCAGCCCCAAAGUCAAGUGGAAGGAGUCACGCUGCAGACUAGUGAGUGUGCCAGUGAGUGUUUCCUGCUUAAAUGUCCUCCUGUUCAGAACGGCACCAGCACUGUCGCCUCAGGACACUACAUCAUUUCCUGGAAGAGAAAGUCUACAUUUACUGAGACGUCAGUGGUGAGAACCGUCAUUACUCUGCCACAUGUGAUGGUGGAGAAUAUUCCACUAUAUGUCCAUGCAGAGGUGCCGUCGUUUGGACGUGUGCGCGAGUCUUUACCAGUUCGGUACCAUCUAGAAAAUCGGACUGGCUUGGUUCAGGAUGUCGAGAUCAGUGUGGAGCCCAGUGAUGCUUUUAUGUUUAGUGGACUCAAACAGGUGCGAAUGAGGAUUUUGCCGGGUGCUGAACAGGAGAUGUUGUAUAAUUUCUAUCCUCUGAUGGCGGGAUAUCAAGUCCUCCCUCAGCUCAACAUCAACCUGCUGCGCUUUCCAAACAUCUCCAGUCAGCUGCUGCGCCGUUUUCUACCAUCGCGCAUCUUUGUCAAGCCUCAAGGCAGAAAUGGAGACACUUCUAUAGAAGCAGCGUGAGGAAGAGCGAAUCACAUCUCCUAACUCCCACUGCAGGAUGAAGACUGAACAUUCCUCAGAGAACACACACCUUUACAGCUUAAGGAUUUGAACAUGUGAAUGUUAGAAAUCACAGUUGAUUUGUUUGUUGUGUGACAUGUCUAGAGCGUGUUGCUUGUUAAAACCAGGCUGAAAUGAUUUGUUUUUAAUCUAACAGAUUUCAUCUACAGUACUGCUAACCACCGUAUUCUUGAAAGAUGGUCCUGUAACUAAAACUACAUAACUAAUAAUGUUUGAAGUCAUUAAACUGACAUGGCACUA
Danio aesculapii is the source of this 3715-nucleotide messenger RNA. It is a transcript of the gene trappc11, whose product is annotated as trafficking protein particle complex subunit 11. The coding region runs from base 17 to 3415 and encodes 1132 amino acids. Lineage: Eukaryota; Metazoa; Chordata; Actinopteri; Cypriniformes; Danionidae. The transcript is spliced from 29 exons. The record is from RefSeq and is a predicted model, not a curated record.